AUGAACACAUUUCACGUUAAUGAGCCCAUGGUGCAACCACCAAGAGAAAAGCGGUUAAAAGUGUCAAGAGCUUGUUAUACCUGUAGAGUGAAGAAAAUAAAGUGUGAUGGUCUACAGCCGUGUAUGCAGUGCAAAGCCAGGAAAAGGCCUUGCUCUUUCUCAAAAGAUGGCUCUCUCUUUGACAACAGCCAACAACAACAACAACAACAACAGACAUCCGAUGCUGCAUCUCAAACUGUUCAAUAUACCACCCAUAGCAGUGACAUGCAAACAUCAUCUUCAGGACAACAAAGGGGACAGAAAAGAUUGAGAGCUGAAGUCUCUAUGACUCAGAACCUGAAGACGGAAAUGAUUCUCAAAGAUCAAGAACAGUUUAGGAUGAUUUUUGAAGGGUUGGAUAGACUAAGUACCUUCUGGCCAGGCGAAGGCAAAGAAGGUCGUUGGUUUGUGGACGUGAAUGCUUUGUUUCUUGACCUACACACACCUGAUCAACCACUGCAGCAACAGCCAUCCUACACUAGUACUGUUGCUGCUGCUGCAUCGCUCGAUAUCCAUUCUCAUCUUUUAAAUCUGUUCUUUCGCCAUCACUAUGUUAUCUUUCCUAUGCUUCCCAAGACGAUUUUUUACCGUUCGUUGAAAAAUCGAGAAAACAACCAUUUGAUCAGUCAAUUACUUUUAUACAGCAUUUACUGCAACGCAGCCCAUUACUCGAAUGAAGAUAAGAACGAAGCUAACAACUACUUUGAUAAAGCGCAGCAGUUGCUAUUUCACGAAUACUUUAUUCAAUCGCAUCCACCGACGCUCACUUGCAUUAUUGCUUUAUGCUUACUUUCUGUUUUUGAAUCAGGUCGUUAUCAUGCCAGCACACAUUACAAAGGAUCGGUCUAUUUGGACAUGGCCUGUCGCAUGUGCUGCGAUCUUCAAUUGAACAAAAGAAUUGUCAGCAGCCACCAGUCUUUGAAUAUGACACCGGAUGAUAUUGAGUUACGGAAGCGCGUGUAUUGGGCGUGUUAUUGCCUGGAUAAAGUGCAAAGUUUGAUGUUCAAAAAGCCGAUGCUACUGUUGUCUCGAGACGUCGACAUUGACUAUCCAGGGAUUCUAGGGACAGAUGAAGCGGGCGAUUAUGAAGUCAAUGCUAGCUUUUUUGAACAUAUCAAAUUAAUGCAGCUGUGUGAGCAAGUACUUCAACUGAGGUCCGUCCACCAGGGUGGACAGCCACCGAUGACGGAAGAGGACGAGCAGGCGGUUUUACAUUUGGAUCAUCAGCUUUCUGCUUGGCUCAGGAAUUUACCUCAGAUGCUGCAGUGGACACCGACGGAAACGAGCCUAGAGUCCAUACCCACCCAUCCUCCACCGAACGGCUCUGUGGCGCAUCUUCAUUUAAUUUAUAAUUGCGUCGAAUUAUCGCUACUGCAACCGAUCGCGUACCUGUCCAUGUCAUCCUCCUCUUCUGCCAACGUCAAUCGAAAGCGUUGUGAAACGGCCGCGACUAAUCUAACGCAACUGACGUGUGCCAUGUCGGAACAACCCAAUUUUAUAUUCUCUUUUCAGCUGGUUGCAAAAGCCAUCAUGCUCGCUAUCCGUGUGCACAUGGUGGAUUGUGCGAAUGACAAACUGCACGUGGCUCGUCAUGCGCGAUUUAUGUUUCAACGUUCUUUCCGAUCGCUCAAGACGAUCCUUCCGUACCGAGCGAUCGAUGGCAUACAAGAGUUUAGCGCUCUGAUCGAACGAACGUUAGCGGAUGCGGACCAUCGUCAAAGUCGAUACGACAAUGUUAGAACACAUGUCUUGUCGCCCAUUAUACCCAAACCCUCGCCCCACACUUUUUCUCCACAGCAUCAUCCGAUGGUGCCCUUUGGUCUCGCUUCACCUGCGCUAAGCACAAGCUCUUCCACACCUGCUGUCACGUCUACUUUGGCCAUGCAUCCUCCGUCCAUUUUCUCCUCCAGCACCCCUUCGAAUAUCACAACGGCCACGUCAUCUCCUUACAUUGAUUAUCCUCUCCAUCAGCAUAGAACCCACACGAUCCAUCCACAGCAACAACAGCAACAACAGCAGCAACAACAACAGCAACAGCAGCAUCAGCAGCAACCAACGGCAAAAGACAGCCAUCUCGAGGCCACGAGCUUGGCUACGUCGACAAUGGAUAUCUAUUCUACUGUUUGGUCCAAGACGCCUUUAGGCAAUGAUUUUGAACAACAGUUGCAAGUGAAUUCCUCGGCCAAUGCUUCGUUUAUGCGUCAAUCAACGGAAACACAGCAACAACAACUACAGCAGCAGCAGCAGCAACAACAACAACAACAACAUGAACAAGAACAAUCAAACAAUGCUAGUGCGAGUCAAAAUGAUGCAGCAGCCAAUGAUUUUUAUACCAUUUGGCAACAACAAGAACAACAACAACAACAGCAACAGCAACAGCAAGGACAGUCUGUCCAAAACCAAAAUCGGUCCUCCAACAAAGAAACCAAUACCUCCACGACUUCUGGUACGACAACAGAGGACAAUCCGAUCCAACCCUUUUUAUUCACUUUACAGCAACAGCGUCGAUACGGUUUAGGUGUUUAUGCCUCUGCUCAACAACAUCAUACAGAUGUUAUUAGUCAACAUAUGCCUGGCGUCAAAGCAGCGGCCACGAAUCGAGCCGUUUUACUGAACCAUUUUGGACAAGUGAUUGUCGCUGGAUCGGACAAUGCUUCAUCGUCGUCUACGAGCAACAAAGGCACCAAAUCAUAA
Molecule: messenger RNA, 2733 nt
Organism: Mycotypha africana
Lineage: Eukaryota; Fungi; Mucoromycota; Mucoromycetes; Mucorales; Mycotyphaceae
Product: fungal-specific transcription factor domain-containing protein
Exons: 3
Coding region: 1-2733 (910 amino acids)
Biological process (GO): DNA-templated transcription; regulation of DNA-templated transcription
Molecular function (GO): DNA-binding transcription factor activity, RNA polymerase II-specific; DNA binding; zinc ion binding
Source: RefSeq, a predicted model, not a curated record